GCCUGCCUGGUGCGCGUGCGCAGUUGUGGAGGCGUCGGCAGGGUCUCGGUUUGACAGAUAAAUCGGAGGUUUUUGUCCUUCUCGGUUGGGGUUGUUUUCUUGUUGUGUUUUCUGGAUUUUUUUUUUUCUCUCCCCUUCCCUGAGGCUUUAGAGAUAACUAUGUCGUACGGACAGUUAGAGACUUACCGGCCUGGGGGGCUUCCGGUUCGAGAUUUCAGCACCAUUAUCCAGACCUGCAGCACCAACAUCCAGCGCCUGGCACAAUGCACUUCUCAAAUAAAGAAUUUGAUGAAUCAGUUGGGAACCAAGCAGGAUUCAACCAAACUGCAGGAAAACUUACAACAGUUGCAAAACACAGCAAACCGGCUUGCCAAAGAGACUAAUGAAUACCUGAAGGAGUUAGGCUCCCUUCCAUUGCCCUUAUCUACUUCAGAACAGGGAGAUGAGAAACGCAGAGAAGAGCAGUUGGUCUCAUUUGACAGCAAUGAAGAAUGGGAUCAGAUGCAGGCUCAGGAAGAAGACGUACCUAUAACAGAGCAAGAUUUUGAGUUAAUCAAGGAGAGAGAAACUGCCAUUAGGCAAUUGGAGGCAGAUAUCUUGGAUGUGAAUCAGAUUUUUAAAGAUUUGGCUAUGAUGAUCCAUGAUCAGGGAGACAUGAUUGAUAGCAUAGAAGCAAAUGUAGAGAAUGCAGAAGUCCAUGUGGAAAAUGCCAAUGAACAGUUGCAGAGAGGUGCUUAUUAUCAGAAGAAAUCACGCAAGAAGAUCUGCAUCCUAAUUUCUGGCUUGGCUUUAGCCUGUUUAAUCUUGAUAAUAAUCAUUUGGCAAGUACAAAAAUGAAGCAUUUCUGUGGAAUUAGAUAUGCAAUUAAUAUUUCUGCCUUGAGACAAGCCUAAGGAAUGAGGGGAUUGAGGUGAGAUGGAACACAAACUGAUUUUCCAUUAGUAAUUAUAAUAUAAAAACUAACAUGAAGCUAACUAGUUCUUGGAUUUAGUGAACCAUGAAGACAGUCCAUGUUAAUUUAUUUUAUGUAACUAAACUUGUGGAGGGCUUCGUUUUGUUUUCCCGAAUGUUCCUGUCCCAAGUAUUGAAGGAUGUGAUCUAGAUUAGUUUGUUAAUUGCCAUAAACACUACAGAUCUAACUCUUUUUUAAUGUGUACUGGUUUUAUAAGUGACUCAUAUAGGAAUAACUCCUAAGUACAAAAUCCCAAGCAAUUUUCAGUGUGAUCCACACAGCUGUUCCAGAUGUGCAUCCCCCUACAGGAAACUGCCACACUUGUUUGAAACAGCAAUUCCUGACUUCAAUUGUGUGUACUUUGCGGAAGCUGCUUUGAGUGUAGCCCAAUGGGCUGGGAGGAAAAUAGGACCUUAUGUAGCAGACAAAGAAGUUUUUCAAAUUGUGAAGAGAGAACAUCUCAAUUUCCCUAAACAUAGCAUAGCUAAUAUGAGGCUUAUUCAAGCCGGUUCUCUUCAGAAACUCGUUUGGUAAUGAUUAGUCUGAAAAUAUUUGUAUUUAAAGUCCUGUUUCUCUCUGCUCCAUUUUUGUGGUGACUAUCAAUUGCUUAGUAAUAUGUCCAGAUGUCUUUUUUAAUGAAGGUGUCUUUGGAAAUGGCCCAUCCUACUGUCUCUUCCCAACUUUGAACCACUAGCACAUACAUUAAAUAUUAUAGCAGUAAAAAGUUGGCAUCAAGAGUCUGAAAUGGAAAUAAUAGGUUAUGCCUUUCUUUUGGGGAUUUUGGUAAAUACGUCUGUCCAAAAGAUUUCUAGUUUGGAGUACCAACUUCCUUCCUAGACUAUCUGUGGAUAUUACAGUCAAAUGUACUAGGAAAACAAAAUUUAAUGAAAGAAGUUAGCAGCAUACUUGAGGCUGAUAUGACUUCUGUCCUUGUUUGCAUAUAGUGAGAAUGUUCUGAUUUCCUCUUAUAUUUAAAUGUAUAAAGUAGUUUAAUCCUGACAUACUAGUACCCUACUUGGGUUAAAAAAAACAUUUUCCAUAUUGGGAGUUUAGGAAAAGUGUUCUGAAUAGUAAAAGGAAGCUUUAAACCUUUUGCAUCAAUGGAGGAUUAGAAGCAUGCCAGUUUAAGAUUCACUAUACUGUGUCUUUAUGACCCAUGGGUUUCAUUUUAUGUCUGAUUUGGUGUUAUGGUGGAUAGCUUAUUUGGGUCAAUGAUACUCUUAAAAGGAAAUGGGCAUGGAAAGCCUAACAUGUUGACUUGGUAACAUUCUGUAUACAAAUAGUGAAUGUUUUUCUCCUGACAUCUAUUUAUUACUUCACACAUUUUACAUGUUUAAAUGACUAAACUGUGAAAGUUGCGUGAAGAACAAUGCCCUCAGUUGCACAUCUUUCUUUGCACUAUCAUUCCAUCCAUUUAAAUAUCAAUAAACAUUUUUAAAUAUU
Thamnophis sirtalis is the source of this 2395-nucleotide messenger RNA. The record is from RefSeq and is a predicted model, not a curated record. Lineage: Eukaryota; Metazoa; Chordata; Lepidosauria; Squamata; Natricidae.